AUGAAGCUGGUAAUUCUCCAAAUUUUAACAAUUAUUAGUUUGGCCGUUGCUGAAACAAUAUAUGAAACAGAAACAGAAACGGUUUAUGUAAUUAAAGAACAAACAACAACUACAACAGCUACAACUUAUUUCAACCACACUGUAUAUUUGAACUAUACCAAUUCAUCAACUACGUUAACUAAUAGUUCAAUUUCAUUAACUGACUUAUCACAGACCAGUUCUGCAAAAGUCGAACCAAAAGUAAUUGUACAGCCUAUUGUUACUGAAAUAGUUGUACCUGUUGAAGAUGUAGUUGAACCAACACCAGAACCAAUUGCAGUUCCAGAGCAAGUUGAAGUAGUUGCCCCAGAACAAGCUGAAGUAGUUGUUCCAGAACAAGCAGAAGCAGUUAUCCCACAACCAAAAACCACUCCAAAACAACAACCUACAACAUUAGUAACAUCAGAGAAACCAAAAGCUACUCAACAAAGUAAUUCGGAAUUAACUUCAUUCCAAUCUGAUAUUUUAAAUGCUCAUAAUUUAAAAAGAGCGGCUCAUGGAGUGUCACCAUUGAAAUGGUCUUCUCAAUUAGAAAGUUAUGCUCAAAAUUAUGCAAAUGCUUAUGAUUGUUCAGGAAACUUAAAACAUACAGGUGGACCUUACGGAGAAAACUUAGCAGCUGGUUUCAAAUCAGGCAGUGAUUGUACACUGGCGUGGUAGUUUGUAGACAAGUUUAUUGAAGUGGUUGGCAACUCGUUCUUUCAUUGGAAAGCUCAGAAUGUCAAUUUAUUUUAAAGAAUUUUUACUAACUAAUAUCUAGUUCUGAAGGUUUAAACUAUGAUUAUUCAACAGCUACAAGGUUUGAUCAUUUUACUCAAGUUAUAUGGAAGAGUACUACUGAAUUGGGAUGUGCCUAUAAAGACUGUAGCUCGAAUAACUGGGGAAUGUAUAUUAUCUGUAGUUAUAAUCCACCAGGUAACUUCGUUGGUCAAGGUAAAGAAAAUUUAAUGCCGCCAGUUUGA
Messenger RNA from Insectozyma verbasci, 1001 nucleotides. The record is from the annotation of a GenBank genome assembly. Lineage: Eukaryota; Fungi; Ascomycota; Pichiomycetes; Serinales; Debaryomycetaceae.